CCUUUUCACCAUUUCUUAAAUAAUUUCUAGUGUCAUCUCCUCUGCUGGAUGGGAGGUUCUCACUGAGUGGAAAUGAAGGUGGCGUUAUGUUGAAUGGAAGGUUUACAUAUGAUGGCCUUGGAAAACAGCUCCAUAUCAGGAAUAUGGGAAUUGUCAACAAUAAGCCAUCAGCAAAGGAUCUACUUAUCCUUUACAAUGAGGGUGUUCUUAAUAAUAUUGAUUAUUCUAAAUGGACCUGUAAGAAACGUCUGAUGAAUUCUGAUUUCAUCCCUCUGGGAGUCCCAGAAGGCGCGACUCAGGCGGGUCAGGUGGUUGCAGGCUCCUCCUCUUUGUCAGGAAUGGAUGUACUGGUCAACAGCUGGAAGGGGGCAAUUCACCAGGGAAACGGCUAUUACCAGUCUACCUUCACUGAAUUCGGCUGUCUGCCAAUGACCAACCUACUCUACACCCCACAGACCCACUGGACAUCCAUCAGCUAUUACAACAUCCUGCUUGGCAUAAUGAACCCCAUGGAUUUCAUUCCUCCAUUCUUCUGCCAGAAAGCAAAGCUGGAAUCUCAUGAGACCAACUUCAUUGAUGCCUUAAAGUCAGUGACAAGGGAAAUAGUGUCUGAGGCCUGA
Alosa alosa (allis shad) is the source of this 620-nucleotide messenger RNA. Its product is annotated as ependymin-like. Lineage: Eukaryota; Metazoa; Chordata; Actinopteri; Clupeiformes; Clupeidae. The transcript has 5 exons. Gene Ontology annotation, molecular function: calcium ion binding. The record is from RefSeq and is a predicted model, not a curated record. Gene Ontology annotation, cellular component: extracellular region; lysosome. Gene Ontology annotation, biological process: cell-matrix adhesion. The coding region runs from base 87 to 620 and encodes 177 amino acids.